AUGAUGUCUCAUACCCUCUAUGUGUACUCUUUGUUUCUAGAUUUUUCACAUUGCUCCCUCUUUUUUUUCGAAAUAAGUGAUUUCUCCUCACAAGUCCUAUAG
Messenger RNA from Spirodela intermedia, 102 nucleotides. The record is from the annotation of a GenBank genome assembly. NCBI's taxonomy places the organism in Eukaryota, Viridiplantae, Streptophyta, Magnoliopsida, Alismatales, Araceae.